Ruditapes philippinarum (Manila clam) is the source of this 5039-nucleotide messenger RNA. RefSeq lists its product as uncharacterized. Gene Ontology annotation, molecular function: alternative oxidase activity. Gene Ontology annotation, biological process: alternative respiration. Gene Ontology annotation, cellular component: mitochondrion. Lineage: Eukaryota; Metazoa; Mollusca; Bivalvia; Venerida; Veneridae. The record is from RefSeq and is a predicted model, not a curated record.
GAAACAGAAGCAAGAAAAUGUUACACAAAAAGUGGAAGUCCCGAAGGAACCUUUACCCAUGGGAGCAACAGCCCUUCCCCAUCCUAUCUGGUCUGAAGAAGAGCUACAUAAUGUGCAUAUAACUCAUAAGCCCCCAGAGGGAAAAGUAGACAAGAUGGCCUAUUUUACAGUAAAAACUGUGAGAAGAGCAUUUGAUCUGGUGUCUGGCUUCACGUGGGGAGAGAGAAAUGAAUACAAAUGGCUGAACCGAAUAAUAUUCCUGGAGACAGUUGCGGGUGUACCUGGUAUGGUGGCAGCCAUGACACGUCAUCUUCAUUCAUUACGACGUAUGCAAAGGGACUAUGGCUGGAUACAUACAUUAUUAGAGGAGGCAGAAAAUGAAAGAAUGCAUUUAAUGACAGCAUUACAGUUGAAACAACCAUCACGAAAGUUCAAAUGGUGUGUUAUAGGAACUCAAGGAGUGUUUGUUGGAAUGUUCAGUGUUUGGUACCUGUUUUCACCCAGAUUUUGCCAUAGAUUUGUUGGCUACUUGGAAGAAGAGGCAGUCAAAACUUACACAAAAUGUCUUGAGGACAUAGAGUCUGGUAAUUUACAACAUUGGAAAACCAAACCAAGUCCAGAAGUUGCCAUAUCCUACUGGAACUUGCCAGAAGAUGCGACUAUGAAGGACGUAAUUCUGGCAAUCCGAGCAGAUGAGGCACAUCACCGACUGGUGAAUCAUACUCUAGCUUCUAUGAAGCCCACAGACUAUAACCCCUAUAAACCUGGAAAAUAAAAGAAAAUCCUAUAAGUUAAAGUACAAAAAUUGAAGUUGGAAAGUGUUUGACAGUGAAGUUAUUCAUUGUUUUCAUACAUAAAGUGCACAUUGUGAAAUAUGGAGGAAAAAAAUGUUUAUCUGCAUUAUUAAAAUUACAGAGCUGAAAAUAAUUCUAUAUCUUGGAAAAAAAUAUGUACGUUUUGUGAAUCCAGGACAAUUCUGUAUAAAAGAAAAACCAGGGUCACAUGUCACCAUUCACAAUUUGAACAAGUUUGUAUAAAUUUUAAUGAUGUAAAUGAUUAGAUAAAAUAUGAACCAAAAAGGAGAUUUUUAAGCCAUUGAAAAUUUUGAUUUGAAAAAGGCCUGAAAAAAAAUUUUGAACCAAAAGACCCAGUUUGUUUUAAAUUGGUAAUGUAUAUUCUUAUAACAAAGAUUGUUUUCUAUAAUUAUAUUGUUACAUCUGCCAACUGGUUAAAACUAGUUGUACGUUUGUAUCAUUUUUCAGCCUGUGAACAAAUAACUGUUUGUCUAAUUGUUUUAUAAUCAGAAAAAUAAUUAACUUGUUAUUUUCUGUAUCCAUUAUGUUCAAAUUAUUGUGCUUAUGUACAGAUAUAUACAUAAAUAUUAAUAUAUCUACAAAUUCAUGGGUUUAGUAUCAAACACUUAAUUUGGUCUAGUGGUUAAGAUGUCUACCUCUCAACCCAGGGAUCAUGGGUUUGAGCCUCACUGGGGUUAUGACCAUAUGACCUCAUAUGACACCAGAACUGGUCAGUUCCAGGAAGGAGAUUGGAACUGGUUCUAGCUUUCAUCACAAAUUGUGCUAAAAUAAAUAAGUUUAUACCAAGUUCUCCACUGGUAAAUUUCUUAAUAACUAAUGACUUAAUUGUCACAAUCUCGGAAAUAUUUUUAAUCACAAGUGUUAUUGUUUUGUUUUUAACUUUAUACAUGAUACAUGUCACUUAGAUAAGAAAAUGUUAAUGUAAACAUGUUUUUUUUUUCAAAGAUAUGUUUUCAUGUUUAUUUGAAAUAAUUAUGUACAUGUAUUAAUUAUAAUAAGUGCAUAAUAUAUUUGUAGAAAAAAUAUUAUUUGUUUUUAGCUUUUUGUAGAAAUGUUGUUUUUUUUGUGUGUAGAAAUGUAGUAAUGUAUAUUGUAUUCUUCAGUAGACCAGGAAUUAUAUGCGGGCGUGUAACUUGGUAUACUAUAUUGCUUGUUAUUGUGCCAUUGUUGUUAACGUUGUUUUAUUCCACCAUACUUGCCAGGUAAUUUAUGGUCAUGUCUGUAUUGAAUUUGGAUUAAAGUUUGUCCAAGGUUGAUUUUAAUUAUUUAGUGUUCGACACUUUGCAGCAAGUGCAAAAACAAGAGUUAACAAUUAUGAUUUAGACAUCUUAUUUGUGAAAUUCUGUUCAAGAAAAAUGUUUAAGUAUAGAAUUCCGCCCAUAGUGAAGACCAUUCCUUCCCAAGAAAAUUUCAAAGUUGAAAAUCCUGUCCAAGAUGAAAUGUUUAAGUAUAAAUUCUGCUCCAAAUAAAAUUCCAGCCGGAAUUUUUCUAGUUUUCCGCCCAGAAAAGUGAACAAAAUAUUUUUCUUGCGAGACGGAAUGACACGGAAUUUGCGUUUCCGUUCCUGGUCCGCCCAGAAAUCACUGAUUCCGUGUCAAUUCCGUGCCAAUUCCGCCCAGAAUCCGUGCCAAAAUUUCGUACAGGUAUAGACAUCUCAUCUGAUUUCCUUGUGCUGUUUAAAACUUCUAAUAAAUACGUUCACUAACACCUGGUUGUAAAUGUUACUAGCUUUAAUGUCGGGGCAAUUAAGGAUGUAGUAAACUGUGGAUCUAAGCAAGUAAAUGAGGGAGCUUAUGUCAAAGAAGGACCAAUAGUAUUUUGACUUAAAUACAAGCUUAUUGAUACUGUGAUAAUAAAAUAAAUCAAUACUAAUUAUGAGGAAUUGUAAUAUUUGCUGAAUUCUUGCAAGUAUAAUCAAUUGAAAGGUCAUGAAUUCUAGAAUGUGUCUGAUAUUUUUUAAAGAUGAAUCUAUGUUCCAAGUUUGAUGAGAAUUUUGUAGAAUUGUGACAGCAAAUAUUUAAGUUGAAUUAUAACAAUCCUUAGACAACGAGAUUCUAAACAAGUUCUACUUUAACAACAUUGAGAAGCAGUCAGUUAGCUGUACUUUAAAGUACUAGUACAUUUUCAUGAAAAUGAUUUACAAGUUACUAAUUUUGUUUCUCAGAGAAAUUUCAUUUUCAAUGAAAUUACAGUUGGAUUAUACAGAUUGUGUUCAUUUUCAUUUGGAUUAUAUAUAACAUGAGUUUGUACUGCUGGAUAAUCUUUCCCUAACAUAGUUUCUGGUUUUGUUAUUGAUGAAAUAUUUUGCCAUUGACCUUAAUGAUAGAUUGUGAUCUCUUUAAAAUGUGUAUUUUUUGUUUUGUUUUACAACUAAAAAUUUGUUUGUGUGAUAAAAAACAUGGUUUAUACCUGGGAUAUGAUAUUAAGGGACAAGCAACUGGAUAUGAGCAUCUAUUAUCCUUUCCUCCAUGGCAAUCAGACGCAGUUACCACCAUUGUCUUGUUGAUCUUUUUUUUUUUUAAUUGUCUGUAGAAAUCAGUUUAUGCUCCCUCAGCAGCUAAUUUAAUAGAAGUCACUACUGUUUUUAUGCCUCCAGGCAUAUAGUAAGUGAACCGUCCAUCCGUCUGUCCAUCUGUCCGUACAAGGUUAACCUAGAACGGCAAGUUGGAUUUUUCUUAAGUUCUACAAGUACCAAUGGCUUCAUAAUUUACACACUUACUAAUCCAUACAAAGUAUAUGAUCUGGGCAAGUUACAUAACUAUGGCUUCCAUUUGCACCAAGUUAUGGCCCUUUUCAGCUCUUAGAAAAUGAAUAAUUGUUAACCUAAACCGGCAAGUUGGAAAUAUUUUAUGUUCUAUCUGAACUAAUGGCUUAAUAAUUUUCACAAUUACUUAUCAAUACAAUGUACAUGAUAUUGCCAAGUUAUAUAAAUGUGCCAUCCAUUUUCCCAGUAAUUUCCCUUCUUAUCACUUUGAAAAUAGGGCAUUGUAUGGUUAACCUAUUCCGCCAAGUUUGAUUUAUCAAAAAAUUUCACCUAAUUGCUUAAUUUAUUUAAUGAUAUCUUUCAUAUUUGGUAGGUGGAUACCUUUAACGGUCCUCUAAUUUUUUGUGGCGUUAGGCGUCUCUAGGUCAAGGUCACUUGUGUAAAAAAUAAAUCUAAACAUUUCUGCUCAUACAGCCUUUAUUUUUAAGUUAAUGUCUUUCAUGUUUAUAAUAGUCAUAUCAAGGGAGGUCCUCUUCCUUUUCCUUUAGUAAGGGGUCAUUUGGGUCAAGGUCACCAAUGUUAAAAAUAGAUUUUUUACACUUUUACAGGUGUAUUAACCUUAUUCUAUCGACAGAUGUCUUGUAUAUUUUGUAGGAACAUAAAAUUGAGGUAUUCUCAUUUGGAUGGAGGUAGGGGUCAGUUGGGUUAAGGUCACCAGUGCUAAAAUAGAUUUUUACACUUUUGCUCAUACCUCUUUAUUUAUUGACAUAUUUGUAUUAUAAUUGGUAGGAAGAUAACUUACAUGGUAUUCUUCCUUUGGAUGGAGUUAGGGGUCAGUUGGGUCAAGGUCAACAGUGCUAAAAAUAGAUUUUUUCACUUUUGCUCAUACAGCCUUUAUAUAUUGACAGAUUUAUUUCAUAUUUGGUAGGAAAAUAAGUUGCAUGAUAUUCUUCCUUUGGAUGGAGUUAGGGGUCAGUUGGGUCAAGGUCUUCCAUACAAAUUAGCUACUUCACUCUCUAAAGUUAAAUUAUUGACAACAGUGACCGCGGGGGCAUUUGUGUUUAUCAAACACAGAUUCUUGUUUCAAAGUGAAUGGUAGUGAAACAUUCCACUGAUGCACUGGAGAGUAUAAACAGUGUAAAUACUAGAGAAAUAUAAGCUAUCUGGAGUAAGAUUGGAAUAGACCUUUUUGUAUUUAAAUGGCCUAAAUGUAAUGUUAUGAUAAUUUAUUGAUGUAAAAUUUUAUAUUAAUGGCAUUUACGUAUGAUUUAAACUCUACACUCAUUGUUGACCAAGCAGAAGCCAUCAUCUGUUUGUCUGGUAGUAGUUGCUUGUCCUUGUUUCUUUUUAUAUACUUGAAUGGUUUUAUAUUUUGUCUUUAUUUUUUAAAAAAAAUUGUAUAUAUUUCCUAAUUCUCUAUAAUUUUUGUUUUUAAACAUUGUUUUUGAUAUGUUUUAAUAUAAUUUUUGUUGAUUAUUUAGCAAACUUUGCUAUUGUCAGAUAUUAAAAUCUCAGUUUAA